Messenger RNA from Oncorhynchus mykiss (rainbow trout), 1881 nucleotides. RefSeq names its product Na(+)/H(+) exchange regulatory cofactor NHE-RF3. NCBI's taxonomy places the organism in Eukaryota, Metazoa, Chordata, Actinopteri, Salmoniformes, Salmonidae. Gene Ontology annotation, cellular component: apical plasma membrane. Gene Ontology annotation, molecular function: protein-membrane adaptor activity; protein binding. Gene Ontology annotation, biological process: protein localization to plasma membrane. The record is from RefSeq and is a predicted model, not a curated record.
CCUUUGGACUGUCAAAGUCCUUCAGAGAGAGAGAGAGAGGGGGAAAGAGGGAGAGAGAGAAGACUCAGAUAGAGAUAACACCUGAGCAUUAGGUGAGCUCCUCCUUCGGACUGGGAGUAGAGACAGGAGGAGGACAUGGCUGGGUACAAGCCCAGGGUGAUAGUUCUGAGUAAGAAGCCAGGUCAUAGCUUUGGCUUCUUCCUGAGGGUGGAGAAAGGCGAGGAUGGUCACCUGAUCAGGAACCUUGAGAUGGGCGGGCCGUCCGAGCUGGCGGGUUUGAAGGAUGGAGACCGCAUUCUCCGGGUCAACGGAACCUACGUGGAUGAAAUGGACCACUCACGGGUGGUGGACCUGGUGAAGGAGAGUGGUGCAUCCGUCACCUUCCAUGUUCUGGAUGUGGCAUCCUACAAGCAGGCCAAGACUGAGGGGGUGGAUCUUUCUGACCCUCACCCCAAACCCACCCAGCCCACCAUGAACGGAGUGGCAGGAGAGGCACCCAAACCUAAACUCUGCUACCUAGCCAAGUCUAGCGGGGGUUACGGCUUCUCUUUGCGCUCUGUCAAAGGUGAGGUGGGCAUGUUCAUGGCAGAGGUGAACCCAGGGGGUGCGGCCGAGAGGGCAGGGGUCAAGGCCAACGACCGUCUGAUAGAGGUCAACGGGGAGAAUAUGGAGAACGCCACUCAUGACCAGAUAGUAGAGAAGGUCAAGGCAUCAGGCAGCAGAAUCAUGUUUCUAUUGGUGGACGAGGGCACAGACAAGUUCUACAAGAACAAACGCAUCAAGCUUGGUGCGGGGCUAGCCACAGUGAAGUUCCUCCCACUGAAGCCACGCAUUGUAGACUUGUUCAAAGGAUCAGACGGCUAUGGAUACUUCCUAAAGGCUGAGCCUAACAAGACAGGCCAUUUCAUCAAGGACAUUGACAGGGGCAGCCCAGCUGAUAGGGCGGGACUAAAGGAGAUGGACAGGCUGGUUGCCGUGGAGGGAGAGGAAGUGGACAGCUGCAGCCAUGAGCAGGUGGUGGACAGGAUCAGGCAAUGUGGCAACAAGUGCUGCCUCCUGGUGGUCGAUGAAGACACGGACAUGCUCUACAAGAUGGGAGGCGUGUCUCCUCUUUUCUACUUGGAAGAGAUGGGAUUCCUCCUUCCAGCGAGCCCUCCACCCAGCUACCCAGAGUGCAUCCCGGCCCUUGCCCCAGCCACCACAGCGCUCCUCAAGCUGUGUAAGAUGGAGAAGACCUCCGCUGGGUACGGCUUCCACCUCAACAGUAUCCAGGGGGUCUGUGGCCUGUACAUCAAUGAGGUGGUGAAGGGCGGAGCUGCAGACAGGGUGGGUAUGGAGGACGAUGACAUUGUGGUGGAGGUGGACGGUGUAAACGUGGAGCAGAGCAGUCACCAGCAAGUGGUGGGGUUGAUCCGUAACAGCGGCAGCUCACUGGUGCUCCUAGUGGCUGGGAAGCAGGCCUACAACCACUUCAAAGCCAAAGGGGUGGCCAUCACACCCCAGCUCCUCACCCCCGCACCCACAGCCAGGUCCCCAUCCCCACCCCCCUCCCCCACAGCCAGGUCCCCAUCCCCACCCCCCUCCCCAGCCCAAAGACACACACCAGCCCAGAUAGACACGCCAGCCACUCUGGAGGAAGUCCGAGAGGAGGUGGAGGAGGAGGAGGAGGAAGCCAUACAUAAGCCAUACAUCCCACUGCCCCAGACACGAGAGAGAACUCCAUCUGUGUCUUCAGCAGCAUCAUCUUGCUCGAGUGUUGAUGAGAGACUCUGAGAAGUCACCAAUUAGAAACAACUUCCUGACUUUUUCUGUCUCCCGUCAACCUUUGUACCAUGCAGGAUAAUGUGGAUAUCUUGGCAUAAAAACUCUGAUCAAACUAAA